Molecule: messenger RNA, 795 nt
Organism: Saccostrea echinata
Lineage: Eukaryota; Metazoa; Mollusca; Bivalvia; Ostreida; Ostreidae
Exons: 3
Coding region: 153-554 (133 amino acids)
Source: RefSeq, a predicted model, not a curated record
CUUGGAAGCAAUAUCUCGGUCAAGCAUGCAGUUUAUAACAUUUAGUCAAUAGGCCACGCACAUAUUUAUCAGAGCACAAGUAUCACCGGGGUAGCACAACGGGACGUUUAUACAUGGUGUAGAAUGUUAAAUGCCUUAUUUUUCGGAAGACCAUGGUUUACGGAGCGAUAGUGGGAAUGGUUUGCUCUGAGAUCCUCGGGGCGCUUUGGUACCACCCCAGGGUUUUCGGCAGUGCCUGGAUGAGGACCGCCUACCCCGGUAGGACAGAGCCGGAGAUACAAGCAGCCGUAGGAGCGAGCAAGGCGAUGACUCUCGUCGUUCUGACCAACGGUCUGCUGUGCUUCCUCAUCAAUUUUGCGCUGGGUCCAUUACUGAGAUCUGGAUCUUGUGUGGAUGCCAUCGUAAGAGGCGUUUUAAUCUCCAUGGUGGUCAUCCUGAUUGACAUAUCACAUUGCCUGUUUUCUGCUCGUUCAUUGGUGGGAUUUGUAAUUGACCGUGCUUACGAUACCUGCAUGAUCAUUUUGAUCUGCGUCUGCAUUGCAGCCAUUGGUUGAAACUAACGUUAUGAAGGUCUGCAGAUUUCACAGAACCGAAUGUCUUUAUUUUCUUUGAGUGGGACUGAGUAUUGAAGCAGGAAGCCUACAGUUGAGAAUAAAAGUGCCAUAUAUUAAACUGUUUAGAUAUUUUCAGAAUUUAGUUCAGUGUUUUGUUUUUUUUGGUAUGUAGCAUCAUAUGCAAAUACUCAUGUAUAUUUUCAGUUCAAAAGAAUUUUGAUUAAAUAAUUUUUAAAGUUAA